Messenger RNA from Macrosiphum euphorbiae (potato aphid), 411 nucleotides. Lineage: Eukaryota; Metazoa; Arthropoda; Insecta; Hemiptera; Aphididae. The record is from the annotation of a GenBank genome assembly.
AUGAACAACAAAUUGUGUGAGCUAUACAAACUAAUUCAGCAACCUGAUCAUCAAAACUCUGUUACAUUAUUCUGUCAGUCAAAGGAAAUUCAGUGGAAAUUCAUUCCACCUGCUUCGCCUCAUCAUGGAGGGUUGUGGGAAUCGAAUAUAAAGUCUGCCAAGGGUAUUCUAAAUAAGGUUACAAGAGACAUGUGCUUUACCGCGGAAGAGCUAAACACCUUGUUUUGCCAAAUUGAAGCGAUUAUAAAUUCAAGACCACUUCAAGCUGUCUCCAUGGAUACCACUGAUUACACAGCUUUAACCCCUGGAAACUUUCUUAUAGUUAGGCCUCUUCUAGCUUUGCCUGAACCAGAAUUAACAGAAGUUCCUAUGAAUCGUUUGACAAGAUGGAACUUCAAGCUUUUUUUCUAG